This is a messenger RNA of Fukomys damarensis (Damara mole-rat), 2721 nucleotides long. RefSeq names its product solute carrier family 45 member 1 (gene Slc45a1). The coding region runs from base 250 to 2505 and encodes 751 amino acids. Gene Ontology annotation, molecular function: sucrose:proton symporter activity. NCBI's taxonomy places the organism in Eukaryota, Metazoa, Chordata, Mammalia, Rodentia, Bathyergidae. Gene Ontology annotation, cellular component: membrane. The record is from RefSeq and is a predicted model, not a curated record. Gene Ontology annotation, biological process: transmembrane transport. The transcript is spliced from 9 exons.
AGUGUCGCCAGCUGCCACCUCCCUGCCCUCCCGAGUCACCGGGCGAGGGGGACACCAGCCGCCGCCGAGCUCCUGAGGGACCUGGGACCCUGGGUCCAAGCUGGGGGACCCGGCCGGGAAGUCCCCCAAGACCUCCGGCAGAAAGCAGGUUCACCUGGAGGGGCGGAGAAGAGACCAGGAAGUGGUUUUGGAUCCCAGUAGGAUCGUUUUAAGCAUUCAAAUUAGGGACGCCCAGCAGCACCCCCUGCCAUGAACCCCCCGGCCAGUGGCACCCCUCCAGGAGAGGCGCUCCUGCCCGGCAUGGCUCCCCAGGACUUCUGGAGGUCGCAGGUCUCGGCUUACUCGGGCUCAGUGACCCGUCACAUCAGCCACCGGGCCAACAACUUCAAACGCCACCCCAAGAGGAGGAAAUGCAUCCGGCCCUCCCCACCCCCACCACCCAACACCCCCUGUCCCAUUGAACGGGUGGACUUUGGGGACCUGCACCCCCAGAGAUCCUUCCGGGAGCUGCUCUUCAACGGCUGUGUCCUGUUCGGCAUCGAGUUCAGCUAUGCUAUGGAGACGGCAUAUGUGACACCUGUGCUGCUGCAGAUGGGCCUCCCCGACCAGCUCUACAGCCUGGUGUGGUUCAUCAGCCCCAUCCUCGGGUUCCUGCUGCAGCCUCUGUUGGGUGCUUGGAGUGACCGGUGUACCUCAAGGUUUGGAAGGAGACGCCCUUUCAUUCUUGUCCUGGCGAUAGGGGCGCUACUGGGCCUCUCACUCCUGCUAAAUGGCAGGGACAUUGGCGCAGCCCUGGCUGACACAGCCACCAGCCACAAAUGGGGCAUCCUGCUGACCGUGUGCGGUGUGGUGCUGAUGGACUUCAGCGCCGACUCUGCGGACAACCCCAGCCAUGCCUACAUGAUGGAUGUGUGUGGCCCUGCAGACCAGGACCGCGGCCUGAACAUCCACGCCCUCCUGGCUGGUCUGGGAGGAGGGUUCGGCUACGUGGUCGGCGGGAUCCACUGGGACAGAACCGGCUUCGGGCGUGCGCUGGGGGGCCAGCUCCGGGUCAUCUACAUCUUCACCGCGGUCACCCUGAGCGUCUCCACCGUGCUGACGCUGAUCAGUAUCCCGGAGCGGCCCCUGCGGCCCCUGGGCGAGAAGAGGCCGGCCAUGAAGAGCCCCAGUCUCCCGCUGCCCCCGUCCCCGCCUGUCCCGCAGGAGGAGGCCGCUGGGGAUACAGUCCCCGCCCACGCAGCCACCAGCCUGUACGCCAGCUUCUCCAUGCCCAUCUCCCCGCCCAGCCCGCUCACGCCCAAGUACGGCAGCUUCAUCAGCCGGGACAGCUCCCUGACGGGCAUCAACGAGUUCGCGUCCUCCUUCGGCACCUCCAACAUAGACAGCGUCCUCAUUGACUGCUUCACAGGGGCCCACGACAACUACCUGGCCCUCCCCAGCAGCGUCCCCCCGCAGCCCAUCAGCGUCAGCUUCCCCCGGGCCCCCGAAGGCUUCUACCACCAGGAUCGGGGGCUGCUGGACAGGAGGGACAGCAGCCUGGCCUCCGGCGAUGGGGACGUGCUGAGGGUGGGCUCUCUGGAUGCCCCCAAGCCGCGUGCCUCUGGCAUCCUGAAGAGACCCCAGACCUUGGCUCUCCCUGAUGCAGCCGGGGGAGGCGGGCCCGAAACUAGCAGGAGGAGGAACGUGACCUUCAGCCAACAGGUGGCAAACAUCCUGCUCAACGGUGUGAAGUAUGAGAGCGAGCUGAUGGGCUCCAGCGAGCAGUUGGAGCAGCCGCUGUCACCCCGCCGCCUCUGCGCCACCAUCUGCCACAUGCCUAAGGCGCUGCGUAACCUGUGUGUGAACCACUUCCUGGGCUGGCUGUCCUUCGAGGGGAUGCUGUUGUUCUACACCGACUUCAUGGGCGAGGUGGUGUUCCGGGGCGACCCCAGGGCCCCGCACGCGUCGGAGGAGUACCAGAGGUACAGCAGCGGCGUGGCCAUGGGCUGCUGGGGGAUGUGCAUCUAUGCCUUCAGCGCCGCGCUCUACUCAGCCCUGCUGGAGAAGCUGGAGGGCUGCCUGAGCACCCGCACCCUCUACUUCAUCGCCUACCUUGCCUUUGGUCUGGGCACCGGGCUGGCCACACUGUCCAGGAACCUCUACGUGAUCCUGUCGCUCUGCACCACCUACGGGGUCCUGUUCUCCACGCUCUGCACGCUGCCCUACUCGCUGCUCUGUGACUACUACCAGAGCAAGGCGUUCGCAGGGUCCGGCGCAGAUGGUGCCCGGCGUGGCAUGGGCAUGGACAUCUCCCUGCUGAGCUGCCAGUACUUCCUGGCCCAGAUCCUGGUCUCCCUGGUCCUGGGGCCGCUGACCUCGGCCGUGGGCAGCGCCAGUGGGGUGAUGUACUUCUCCAGCCUCGUGUCCUUCCUGGGCUGUGUGUACUCCUCCCUGUUCGUCAUCUACGAGAUGCCCCCUGGGGACGCAGGCGACGAAGAGCACCAGCCCCUCCUGCUGAACGUCUGACUGCCCAGCGGCGCCUGACUCCGGACUGGUGCCCGUGCCUGGGAGGCCCCGGGCCAGCUCCUGCUGAAUGUAAAUAUUGAGUAAAAUAAAGGACAGCAGCAAAGCCUGGGGCUCCUUGCAGCUCUCGGAGGGUGCCAGGCCAGAGGCCAAAGCUCCUCUCCUGGGACUCGGGCGGGAGACUGAAGGUGGGACUGCUGGGCGAUGGUGCCGCCCCUU